Messenger RNA from Nipponia nippon (crested ibis), 864 nucleotides. Lineage: Eukaryota; Metazoa; Chordata; Aves; Pelecaniformes; Threskiornithidae. The record is from RefSeq and is a predicted model, not a curated record.
AUGACGGUGGAGGUGGUGGUGGAGAUGAUGGAGCUCUCACGGGGCUCGGCGGGAUACGUGGCCCGGGCUCUGCUGGAAGAUGGGACCUUCGAGGUUCGCGCGGCGACGGAGAGCCCCACGAAGAAGGAGGCCGAGGAGCUGACCGAGGAUCAGGACGAUGAGCCAUCGCUGGAGGUGGCCGUGGCGGGUGCUUACGGAGCCCUUGUUGUAACCAACGUCUGGGAGCACUGCAGCAAAGAGGAAGAAAUCGCGCAGGGAAAGCGGCUUGCUGACCUGCCAAAGCGCCUCGGUCUGCACCAUAUCGUGUAUAGCAGCCUGGAGAACGUGAAGCAGCUGAUGGGGGGCCGGCUGGAGGUGUUCCACUUCGAUGGCAAAGGCGCGGUGGAGGAGUACUUCCAGGAAGUUGGUGUUCCCACCAUGACCAUCUGAUUGCCGUUCUACUUCAAGAACUUCCUCUCCAUCUUCAAGCCGCAGAAGGUCCCGCAGGGAGAUACCUUUGUCCAGGCGCUGCCCGCGGGGGUCACCCCCAUGGGGAUGGCGGUGGAGGACGUUGGGCCUGUUGUGCUUUGCUUGCUGAAGUUCCCGGAGGAGUGCAUAAGCCAAGUGAUCGAGCUCAGCACCGGCAAGCUCACCGAGGCAGAGUACGCCGCUGUCCUCUCCCAGCAGACGGGCAAGACCGUGGAAGCCAGCAAGAUCGCACCAGAGGCGUAUGAGCAACGUGGCUCUGCUGGGGCCAAGGAAACGGCCGCUAGGUUCCGUUUCUACACCCUGCAGCCAGACCACAACGUGGACCUGACCAUGAAACUCACCCCCAAGGCCCACACCUUCUGCCAGUGGGCGGCAGACGAUAAAGCCGCCUUCUGA